Messenger RNA from Cyprinodon tularosa, 7533 nucleotides. RefSeq names its product intersectin 1 (SH3 domain protein) (gene itsn1). The transcript is spliced from 46 exons. Gene Ontology annotation, molecular function: guanyl-nucleotide exchange factor activity; protein binding; calcium ion binding. NCBI's taxonomy places the organism in Eukaryota, Metazoa, Chordata, Actinopteri, Cyprinodontiformes, Cyprinodontidae. Bases 206 to 5545 code for a protein of 1779 amino acids. Gene Ontology annotation, biological process: intracellular signal transduction; positive regulation of Rho protein signal transduction. The record is from RefSeq and is a predicted model, not a curated record.
CCAUUUUCCAGCUGUCCCUCACUCGAUCGGGAUUUCUGAACCACAGGAGAAUCACCGGAAGGGCUUUCGGUGAUAAACCGUCACAUUUUGGGAGAAAGGACAACAAUUUAUGGUCACAUAAACACACGGAGAGCUACUUUAUACAGCUUUAAGGAUGGAAGCUAAACUAUGAGGCGUUGUGCUUUUGCAGAAGACUGAGUGAACCAUGGCACAGUUCCCCACUGCAUUCACAGGACAAGAUGUGUUUCUCAUCACUGCGGAUGAAAGAGCCAAACACGACCAGCAGUUUCACAGCCUCUCCCCGACUGCUGGGGGUUACAUAACAGGUGACCAGGCCAGGAACUUCUUCCUCCAGUCAGGCCUGCCCCCCCCUAUCCUGGCCCAAAUAUGGGCCUUGGCCGAUAUGAACAGCGACGGCCGUAUGGAUAUGCAGGAGUUCUCCAUCGCCAUGAAGCUCAUCAAACUCAAACUGCAGGGCCACCCUCUGCCGCCGGCGCUCCCUCCCAGCAUGAAACAGCCGCCGCUCGCUUUACCCCCACAGCCCAGCUUUGGUAUGCCUCCUAUGGCACCGAUUCCCACCGCCAUCCCAGCCCCCCUCCCAGUCGUACCUCCACUGCCACUGCCCCCACUCCCUGUUGGGGUGUCUCCGCCUCUCGUCUCCACCUCAGCGCCUCCCCUGCCGCCACCCAUGGCAAACGGAGCACCUCCCACAGCCAUGAUGCCCCCCAUCCCAGGUUUUCCCCACCCAGCUCCGUCUGUGAACAAGGCCGCUUCGUUCAAUCGUUCCAGCACCAAGCUGCAGAAGGUCUCGUCGUUUGACGCUGCAGGUGCUCAGCCUCCCUCUGACUGGGCGGUUCCCCAGUCCUCCAGAUUAAAGUACAGACAGCUUUUUAACUCCCAUGACAAGAUGAUGAGUGGAUACCUCACCGGACCCCAGGCUCGCACUAUUCUGAUGCAGUCCAGUCUUCCUCAGACUCAGCUGGCUACGAUCUGGAGUCUAUCAGACAUCGACCAGGAUGGAAAGCUAACAGCUGAGGAGUUCAUCUUGGCUAUGCACCUUAUCGAUAUGGCAAUGUCAGGGUUACCGCUGCCUCCAGUGUUAUCAGCAGAAUACCUACCACCUACCUUCAGGCGGGUGCGGAGUGACAGUGUUCAGUCAGACCAGAAGAGUGUCCAUGAGGAGGCAGAGGAGGAGAACGAGAGCAACCAGGAGAAAAAGCUACCAGUGACAUUUGAGGAUAAGAAGAGGGAGAACUUUGAGAGAGGAAACCUGGAGUUGGAGAAAAGACGUCAGGCUCUUCAGGAGCAACAGAGGAAAGAACAGGAGAGGCUGGCAGCGCUGGAGAGGGAGGAACAGGAGAGGAAGGAGCGCGAGCGUUUGGAACAAGAAAGAAGACGACAGCAGGAGCUGGAGAAGCAGCUGGAGAGGCAGCGAGAGCUGGAGAGGCAAAGAGAAGAAGAAAGACGCAAGGAGAUAGAAAGGAGAGAGGCUGCUAAGAGGGAGCUGGAGCGCCAGCGUCAGCUGGAGUGGGAACGGCAGCGCCGCCAAGAGCUUCUAACUCAAAGGAACCGAGAGCAGGAAAGCAUAGUGCUGCUCAAAGCCAGGAAGAAGACACUGGAGUUUGAGUUGGAGGCACUGAAUGACAAGAAGAACCAGUUGGAAGGUAAAUUGAAGGAUGUUCGGUUUCGUCUUUCAACCCAGCGGAGAGAGAUGGAGCAGACCAAUCAGACGAGAGAAACGCGCAUCGCUGAAAUCACCCAGCUUCAACAGCAGCUUCAGGACUCCCAACAGUGGCUGGGGAGGCUGAUUCCUGACAAACAGAAUCUGAAUGACCAGUUAAAACAGGUUCAGCAGAACAGUUUGCACCGUGAUAGUCUGUCAUCACUGCAGAAGGCCAUCGAGCAAAAGGAGAGCAGCAGGCAGCAGCUCAGAGAGCAGCUGGAUACAGUGGAAAGAGAGACCAGAGCCAAGCUGUUGGAAAUAGACGCCUUCAACACACAACUGAAGUGUCUGUGUGAGUUCUAUGCCAACCACUGUGCCAGGAUAGAAGCCCUGCGACGCCAGCUUCACCGCCAAGAGAAAGGGAGACAGGAGCUGCGGGAGAUUCACAGCCGGCAGCAGAGACAGAAGCAGAAGGAUCUGGAAGGAGGCGCUCAGCCGCUGUCCUCCCAGAGGAAGUCAGCCGAGCUGGAGGAGAGCCGGUUAUCCUCAAGGGAAGGCGUGGCCUGGCGGGGUGAUGCUGGAAGCUCCGCCCCUAAAGCUCCCAGCCCAGCCUCUGUGUCUGCAUCCCACGCCUGGCUCAACAGGGUGACUCAGGAGGAGGAGGACAGAAAAAGGAGAGGGAUGGAGGAGGACGAGGAGGGCAGGAAGGGAGCCGCGCUGGAAGAGAAAGAGGCUGAGAGUCAAAGCCAGAAGGAUGUCCAGGAAAAACUCAACACGCUGUUCAUCCAGCCAGCCGACCCCUGGGUUUCCACAGCUGAAAAGGCUCCCGCUGCCAAUCUGUUUGACCAGAAAGCUUCGGCCGGCGGCUUUGAACAGCAGAAGCAACAGCAGCAGCAGCCAGUGAAGGUGGUCUACUACAGGGCUCUGUAUCCGUUCGAUGCCCGUAGUCACGAUGAGAUCAGCAUCCAGCCUGGUGAUGUCAUCAUGGUGGAUGAGUCCCAAACUGGGGAGCCUGGCUGGCUAGGAGGUGAGCUCCGAGGAAGGACCGGCUGGUUUCCAGCUAAUUACGCAGAGCGGAUACCUGAAAGCGAAGCACCGAUCAGCCUGCGUGCCCCGUCCUCGGCCACGCCCCCAGCAACCCAGCAUCCAGUGGCCACGCCUCCUUCCGCCUCCGGACCAACCUCCACGUCUUCAGCCAACAGUAACUGGGCCGACUUCAGCACCACUUGGCCGUCCAGCAACGCCAGCCAGUCCGACAGCGAGGGAUGGGACGCCUGGCCCACGUCCUCAGCCAGUCAGAAUCCCUCUCUCAGCAUUCCAUCAGCACAGCUGCGGCAGCGCUCCGCCUUUACGCCUGCCACCAUGACGACAGGCUCCUCCCCAUCUCCCGUCCUUGGACAGGGGGAGAAGGUGGAAGGACUUCAGGCCCAGGCUUUGUAUCCCUGGAGAGCAAAGAAGGACAACCACCUGAACUUCAAUAAGAACGAGGUCAUAACCGUGUUGGAGCAGCAGGACAUGUGGUGGCUGGGUGAACUUCAGAACGGACAGAGAGGCUGGUUCCCCAAAAGUUACGUCAAGCUCAUCUCAGCCAACAUGGCCAUUCCUGCCGUCGCUGCGGUCCGCAGCAAAAACACCAAUGAACCUGGAAUAUCAGAGAGUCCACCCAAUGGGAAACGACCUUCAUCCUCUCCAGCAAAACCCUCCGAUUCUGGAGAAGAGUAUGUAGCCAUGUACACCUAUGAGAGCAGCGAACAGGGGGACCUCAGCUUCCAGCAGGGAGAUAUCGUCGUGGUGACCAGGAAAGAAGGGGAUUGGUGGACUGGUAUGGUCGGAGGAAAGACCGGCGUUUUUCCGUCCAACUACGUCAAACCGCGCGAUUCAGUCACUGAGGCACUGGGACCAGCAGGAAAGACCGGAAGUCUGGGGAAGAAACCAGAGAUCGCUCAGGUGAUCGCUGCUUACACUGCGACGGGCGCGGAGCAGCUGACGUUAGCGCCGGGGCAGCUCAUCCUCAUCAGGAAAAAGAACCCCGGGGGCUGGUGGGAGGGCGAGCUGCAGGCUCGGGGGAAGAAGCGGCAGAUUGGUUGGUUUCCAGCCAAUUACGUGAAGCUCCUGAGUCCCAGCACCAAUAAGACCACUCCCACAGAGCCCAACCCUCCUAAACUGGCCCCUGCCAGCACAGUUUUGUGCCAGGUGAUCGGCAUGUAUGACUACGUGGCCCAGAACGAUGACGAGCUGGCCUUCCUGAAGGGUCAGGUCAUCAACGUGCUCAACAAGGACGACUGUGAUUGGUGGAAAGGAGAGCUGAAUGGCAGGGAGGGCCUGUUUCCUAGCAACUACGUCAAACUGACAACUGACACCGACCCGAGCACGCAGUGGUGCGCCGACCUCCACCUGCUGGACAUGCUGAGUCCGAUGGAGAGAAAGAGGCAGGGCUACGUCCACGAGCUGAUCGUCACAGAGGAGAACUACGUCAACGAUCUGCAGCUCGUCACAGAGAUCUUCCACAAGCCGCUGCUGGACUGCGAGCUGCUGACGGAGAAGGAAGUGGCCAUGAUCUUUGUCAACUGGAAAGAGCUCAUCAUGUGCAACAUCAAACUCCUCAAGGCUCUCAGGGUGAGGAAGAAGAUGUCUGGAGAUCGGAUGCCUGUGAAGAUGAUCGGCGACAUCCUGACCAACCAGCUGCCCCACAUGCAGCCGUACAUCAGGUUCUGCUCGUGUCAGCUGAACGGGGCCACGCUGAUCCAACAGAAAACAGAUGACAAUCCUGAGAUCAAAGACUUCCUCAAGAGGUUAGCCAUGGAUCCCAGGUGCAAAGGAAUGCCUCUGUCCAGUUUCCUCCUCAAACCGAUGCAGAGAGUCACACGCUACCCUCUCAUCAUCAAAAAUAUCCUAGAAAACACUCCAGAGUCUCACCCAGACCACAGCCAUCUGAAAGCUGCGCUGGAGAAAGCAGAGGAGCUCUGCUCACAGGUGAACGAAGGCGUCAGAGAGAAGGAGAACUCUGACCGGCUGGAGUGGAUCCAGGCUCAUGUUCAGUGUGAGGGGCUCUCAGAGCAAUUGGUGUUUAACUCGGUCACCAACUGUCUGGGUCCCAGGAAGUUCCUCCACAGCGGCAAGCUGUUCAAAGCGAAGAGCAGCAAGGAGCUCUACGGCUUCCUGUUCAAUGACUUCCUCCUGCUCACUCAGGUCACCAAACCUCUGGGCUCCUCAGGUUCAGACAAAGUCUUCUCCUCCAAAACCCACCUGCUGUAUCGCAUGUACAAAACGCCGAUCUUUCUGAACGAAGUGUUAGUAAAGCUGCCAACGGAUCCUUCAGGAGACGAGCCUUUGUUCCACAUCUCUCACAUAGACAGAGUUUACACCCUCAGGGCCGAAAGCAUCAAUGAAAGGACGGCCUGGGUUCAGAAGAUUAAGGCUGCUUCAGAGCUCUUCAUAGAAACGGAGAAGAAGAAGAGGGAGAAGGCAUAUUUAGUCCGUUCUCAGAGGGCCACGGGGAUCGGCAGACUCAUGGUCAACAUCGUGGAGGGGAUCGAGCUCAAACCCUGCCGCACCCAUGGGAAAAGCAACCCUUACUGUGAAGUCACCAUGGGUUCUCAGUGCCAUAUCACAAAAACAGUCCAGGACACCUUGAAUCCCAAGUGGAAUUCCAACUGUCAGUUUUUCAUUAAGGACCUUGAACAGGACGUCCUCUGCAUCACUGUGUUUGAGCGAGACCAGUUCUCACCUGACGACUUCCUAGGCAGGACUGAGAUCCGAUUGGCUGAAAUUAAAAAGGACCAGGGAUCCAAGGGACCAAUCACCAAGAGGCUGCUGCUACACGAAGUUCCCACAGGAGAGAUCGUGGUUAGACUGGACCUCCAGCUGUUUGAAGAACCAUGAAACGCACCAAGGGUUGGACCAGAAGGGACUGGACUAAGCGCUGACCUGGGGGAAAUGAACUGGGAACUGCAGCCAGACUGGAAUGGACUGGACCAGAACCCAGGAACAGGCUGAGGUUACUCAUUAUGCAGUUAAAGCUUAGGGAGGCUAAUGUGCUAACAUAACUAAAUAUCACCAUUAUCACCUUUUUUAUUAUUUGGAAGACGGUAGCAAUAAAUGGGAGUAUAUGAGGUUUAACGAGGUAGAUUAAAAAAAGAUAAAGUUUUUUUUAACAGUUAGGGUCCUUAAGUUCUAUUACAUUCACUGCAAAUAUUUAGGAUGAAUAUAAAGUAUAGAUUUAAUAAAAAGCAGCCAGAGAGGAUUAGAUGUUCUCUAUUUACUGCUAACAAACGCAGACCUGAGCUCCACUCACAUCUAAUCAGUCCUUUUCCUGCUUCAAGAUUUUAAAGAAACAGUUUUAUCUGUUUUAGCUAAGAUGAAGUCAUUCCAGCAGACGAUCCAAGGCCUGUUUCUGGUCCAGUUAAUCCCAGUCUGCUCAUCUAGUCGGUUGAACCUGGGACUGCUGUUUCUGCCUCCUCUGCUUUAUCCAGAUGACAAUCCCUCCUUUCUUGUCUCCCUCCAAACAUAACGGUUGUGUGUGACUGAUUAGAAAGGUUUUUUUUUUAUUAGUCCAACCAGCUUCUCAGACUCUUAACUCUUUUUUUAUUAUUUUAAUCUGAGCUGCAGAACCUAAAGGGAUCUGGACAUUUUUCUUUUAACUUUAACUGAACAGUCUUCUCAGAAAGUGCUUAAUAUGUACAGGUGUAUUGAAAAUCACGAUAAUAAGCUGAAAACAAAUCAGAUUUUAACCAAGUAUAUGAUAAGUGUUCAAUGGAAAUGAUCCACCACGUGUCUCCAUUUGCAGCAGAUGAAGUGACAGUCAAUGCAGUGAACAGGUACGAAAGCUCAUUUCAAUCAAGGUACUGUGAACAAGAAUGUCUUAACUUUUUUUUUUUUGUCACACAUCUCAACUCUGACGUGUUGCUGCUGAGUUAAGCUGUCAUUACUAUGCAGGGGGGUAAAUUGAGGGCCGAUGGGUUUGGGUUUUCAGAGAAGCUCGGUUAAACAUUUAUUUCCAGUUUAAUGCUGAAGAAGCUCAGCACAGAAAUCCUACUAAUAUACGUCAAACAAGCAGACACUGCUCCGGGAAUUUUAGCAUAAAUUUGUCAAAGUUGAUUUUGUCCAUUGGCGGCCAUUUUGAAUAGUCAGAGUCCAAAAGGGAUCCUGAAAGUUAAAACAUUCGGUCAAAAAUUGAUUGACUGGUUUAAUAGAUGUUUUUUUUAAUAGAUCUGAUCAGUGGCAAUGUUUGAAAUAUUUAAGACUUGCUGAAGCUUUAGAUGAACAUAUUAACCUAACAAAGACAUGUAUUGGUCUUUGAUAUGGACAAUUUUAAUCUAAUCCAGCCUUUACAGGCAGGACGUAUAACGUAUAUGUUCAUCAACAAGGUCAAAGCUAAAUAAGAUUUUUCAUUUAGCUUUUAAUGCUGGAAUUAAAAACCAUCAUUAUAGCUAUGUACAAUUAUAAAAACAGUUAAAAGCCGUUCAUUAUUCGUUUUUCUGUUUGCAUAUAUUUAAUACAGAUUAAAACAUUUUGUCCAGCAACAAGCUUUGCAGAACAAAACAAGCCAAAAGUAAGACCCUAAAAAUGACAGAUAAAAGUGGAAAAUAAACAAAACACACCAACUGGUUGAUCAACCACUGAAUCCGAUUUGAAUAUUAAAAUCUUACAAAAAAAGAUUGUUUAAUUAUUGAAAUAAGAAUAUCUGCAUAUACAACAAAGACAUUGAAGAAAUAAUAUCUGGGAUGUAGAAAAACAGACAUAUUGUGAGUGGCAUUUUUUGUGUGCAAGCACAGAUAUCUAAAAUUUUAACCAGGCAAAAGGCAGCUAUUGAGAAAAAAAAGGUGACACAGAAUAGUGCCUUGAGGAACGCCACAUGUGAGCUAUGUUCG